Molecule: messenger RNA, 915 nt
Organism: Adineta steineri
Lineage: Eukaryota; Metazoa; Rotifera; Eurotatoria; Adinetida; Adinetidae
Source: the annotation of a GenBank genome assembly
AUGCCAGCUUCGCCAAGUGGUACAUCUGUUGGUAAGGGUGAUUCAAGUAAAGUAGCUGGACCACGAGCAUCGGGUAGUGGUGCUGGUGUUCGUCAACGUAAAUCAACAGCUACAAGUCGUAGUCGACCAAGCGCUAGUGGCGGUGGUGGUGGUGGUCCCAGUGCAGGUGUUUGGCGUUUUUAUACAGAAGAUUCUCCGGGUCUUAAAGUUGGUCCUGUACCUGUACUUAUGAGAGAAAAAAAGAUUCAUUAUAAAGAUAUAAAUGUAUUUAUCACUUGUUCACUUUGUAAUGGAUAUUUAAUUGAUGCUGCGACAAUACCAGAAUGUUUACAUACUUUUUGCAAAACAUGUAUAGCAGCUUAUUUGGAUAAUGAUGAAGAAGAUAAUACACGAUGUCCUAAAUGUGAUUCAGUUAUUGAUCAUGUUAAUCCAUGGCGUGUGUUAGUAUUUGAUCGUACAUUACAAUCGAUUGCUUAUAAAUUAGUUCCAGAUCUUUAUAAAGAGGAAAUCGAACGACAAAUCGCUUAUUAUAAAGAACGAGAUUUACCUUAUCCACCAUCGUUAGUUGAAAAAUUACAAGAAAAACGAGAUGAAGAAGAACAACAAACAAUUCCAUCAAAUUCAGAUUUACAUAUUUAUGAUGAUCAAGUUGCAAUUUGUAUUGAAACAAAAACAAAAGAUCUUCAACCACUCCCACGUAAAUUUAUUAUCUGUUCAAGUAAUGCAACUGUAACACAUUUAAAAAAAUUACUAGCCAAAAUGAUAUUUCAAGAUCCUUGUCAAUAUAGAAAAAUUGACAUCUAUUUGGAUGAUCAAAUCCUAGGUAAAGAUCAUACAAUGCGUUUUAUCUCAUUGACGAAAUGGCGCCAUAAAAUGCCGCCUAUCUGUUUAACCUAUGAUGUAUCAUCGGAUUAA